Messenger RNA from Myotis lucifugus (little brown bat), 714 nucleotides. RefSeq names its product prefoldin subunit 6 (gene PFDN6). Lineage: Eukaryota; Metazoa; Chordata; Mammalia; Chiroptera; Vespertilionidae. Gene Ontology annotation, cellular component: cytoplasm; prefoldin complex. Gene Ontology annotation, biological process: protein folding; chaperone-mediated protein complex assembly. The record is from RefSeq and is a predicted model, not a curated record. The coding region runs from base 220 to 609 and encodes 129 amino acids. The transcript has 4 exons. Gene Ontology annotation, molecular function: protein-folding chaperone binding.
AGGGAGAACGAGAGUGAGGCGGGGUUUCGGUUUGGGGUCUUGUUGCAACUGCCACUCGCUACGGCCUGGGCCGUGUGGAUACGAAGGGAGAAGCCGCUGUGCCCCGAGAGGCCGCCCCUCAGGAGAGCUGUCACCUCCGCGAGCCAGACCAUUGCCGGGAGCGCGGGGCCUUCCAGAGCGUGAGACCCGGCGCCCCUCUCCCGCAGGCUCGCCGCCGCCAUGGCUGAGCUGAUCCAGAAGAAGCUGCAGGGGGAAGUGGAGAAAUACCAGCAGCUGCAGAAGGACCUGAGUAAAUCCAUGUCAGGGCGGCAGAAGCUUGAAGCACAACUAACAGAAAAUAAUAUCGUGAAGGAGGAACUGGCCUUGCUGGAUGCGUCCAACGUGGUCUUUAAACUUCUGGGUCCCGUGCUGGUCAAGCAGGAGCUGGGGGAGGCUCGGGCCACAGUAGGCAAGAGACUGGACUAUAUCACAGCUGAAAUUAAGCGAUACGAAUCCCAGCUCCGGGACCUGGAGCAGCAGUCAGAGCAACAGAGGGAGACCCUUGCGCAGCUGCAGCAGGAGUUCCAGCGGGCGCAGGCGGCCAAGGCAGGGGCUCCUGGCAAGGCCUGACCAUAUGGUCCGGGGGCAGGGGGAACCCAGGCAGCUCUAGGGUCUAUACUGUAGCCAAUAAAAUGUGAAGUCACCUGGCUGCUUGACCAGCCACUUCUAUCGUAA